UUGUUAUCCUCAGUCCUGGCACCCUGCAUCACUCUGUCCUAUCUCUCCAUCCUUCUCCAUCGCUACAUAGUGGGACUCCUCCAUCUGCAACAUCCCUUUAGGAACCCAAAGAGUCAGGAACCAUGCUGACCAUUUUGGCGCUAGCAUCGGUCAUACUGCUUGGAAUAGUGCCCCAACAGUCGGAGGCCAUCGUCAUCUACACGGGCUGGGAGCGUCACGCCCUGGUGGGGUCAGACAUCCGUCUGUCAUGUUCAUUCUUCUCCUGGCGCUGGACUUCCGAUGACGUCACCUUCUCCUGGAGCUACCGUGCCGACGGAGCCAGGGACAGCAUCUCUGUCUUCCACUACGCUGGUGGAUCUCCCUAUGUGGACAACAAGGGACCGUUCAGAGACAGGCUGGAGUUUGUGGGGAACCCUGGUCGCCGGGACGGAUCCAUCCUACUCAAGAACCUGGACUACGGAGACAACGGCACCUUCACCUGUGAUGCCAAGAACCCGCCUGACAUAGUGGGACGCGCCUCCAGUGUCAGACUGCUGGUCUUUGAAAAAGUUCCCAUCCAGGCCGGAGUGAUCACAGGGGCCAUCAUCGGUGCGGUGCUGGGUCUGUUGGUGCUCGUCGUGGUCAUCUACUAUCUCAUGAGGUUCCUGGUGGCCCGCAGAGUCUUCAACCUCAGUGUCAGCAAACAUGGAAAGAAAGGGAAGGGUAAAGAGGGAUCACAGCAGAGACAGUGAUGGACACCUCUCCUCUCCUCCACCCCCCUGAUCACCACCACCCCUCUCACUCCCCCACCAAUACCACCACACCCCUGCACGUUCAUUCACCCACCAUUUCUGCUGGUUGGAAUGCCACGUCGCUGUCUUCUGCCCAACUAUUGGCCAGGGAUGGAAACAGAAUCAUCCUCGUUAGUUCUCAUUGAAGACUUUAAUUUAGCUAUAGCUCUCUGCCGGUGGCAAAAGUGUGUGUUUUAUGUGUCUAUGUGUCUAGUCAGACUGUCAUGUCAAACAAAAGAUGAGGGGACAAACUGUGUACGUGUAUGUCACCCUAAAGUAAAUAGUUAUACAUUUACAUUUUACUUUACAUGUGCACGAAAACACAUGGAGACCAUGUUUUAUUUGAGAGAGGCAGACGUGUGAUAGAUCUUCUUAUGACAUUUAAUCACACUUCUGCUCUUGUAUCUGGAGGGGGAUUCUGUGUGGCUGUUCAUUUCUUUUUGGUGCAUGUUUUCCAGGUGCGGAAAAUAAAUCCUUUUCCAUUUCAGGUGUUGGUAAACUGCAUGGGGCUACAGGAGGCACUGACACAGUGAGGGGGAGAUUAUGGGGAGGACAAGGGAGGUUAACUUCAGAUGUUGCCCGUGGUAAUGAGAUUGGAAAAAAAGAAGGUGGUUGCUGGGAUGAAGAUACUUUGGCGAGAGAGACUUAUCUUGUGUGUUAAGUCAAACCAAAGUCCAUAUGUAUCAGUAAAGAUAAGGCCUCAGCUUUCUCUUUCAAGAUCCUUACCCUGAGCUUCUGUUCUGAAGGAUUGUUAGGUUAUGCAAGGUGGUUAGUGUAGUUCUGAACGCUUGAUAGGCUAUGCAUGGUAGUUAAUGUAGUUAUGAACGCUUGAUAGGCUAUGCAUGGUGGUUAGUGUAGUUCUGAAUGUUUGUUAGGGUAUGCAUGGUGGUUAGUGUAGUUCUGAAUGUUUGUUAGGGUAUGCAUGGUGGUUAGUGUAGUUCUGAAUGUUUGUUAGGAUAUGCAUGGUGGUUAGUGUAGUUCUGAAUGUUUGUUAGGGUAUGCAUGGUGGUUAGUGUAGUUCUGAAUGUUUGUUAGGGUAUGCAUGGUGGUUAGUGUAGUUCUGAAUGAUUGUUAGGAUAUGCAUGGUGGUUAGUGUAGUUCUGAAUGAUUGUUAGGGUAUGCAUGGUGGUUAGUGUAGUUCUGAAUGUUUGUUAGGAUAUGCAUGGUGGUUAGUGUAGUUCUGAAUGUUUGUUAGGGUAUGCAUGGUGGUUAGUGUAGUUCUGAAUGAUUGUUAGGGUAUGCAUGGUGGUUAGUGUAGUUCUGAAUGUUUGUUAGGGUAUGCAUGGUGGUUAGUGUAGUUCUGAAUGAUUGUUAGGGUAUGCAUGGUGGUUAGUGUAGUUCUGAAUGUUUGUUAGGGUAUGCAUGGUGGUUAGUGUAGUUCUGAAUGUUUGUUAGGGUAUGCAUGGUGGUUAGUGUAGUUCUGAAUGUUUGUUAGGGUAUGCAUGGUGGUUAGUGUAGUUCUGAAUGUUUGUUAGGGUAUGCAUGGUGGUUAGUGUAGUUCUGAAUGCGUUCUGUUCUUUUAGCUGUGGUCAUAAGGAGUGAGCUAGUGUGACGCACACCACGGUUCAUUAAGGCAACAGGAACUAGAUAUCUCUGUUUACCUCAAUGCUGUUUAACCAACUAUCCACCAUCAGAUGUGAGUAGUUUGAAUGUUUCUUUCAUUCCUCUUUCAGUACGGCCACACAGACUCCUGAUACAAUACUACAAACUGCAUUAAAAUGUCUUCACACUGUUUUGUUGGAUGAAUAGUUUGUUGUGUACUGCAUUAGUUUAGGUUGUUAGAUAACAUUCCUUUCUUAGAAAUUUUAAGCGUCUUACAUUUAAAAAAAAAAAAAAGAUUAUGCUUAUAAUUGAAGUGUAAAUUCUACAGUCAUGUAAAAUGGGUUGUAACAGGAAGGUAAAUAAAAAUUAAAGCAUCAAACGCAUCUCGGUUGUAUAAGAAGAAUAAAAUAAACUCAAAUUAAAAAUGUC
Oncorhynchus nerka (sockeye salmon) is the source of this 2741-nucleotide messenger RNA. RefSeq names its product myelin protein P0-like. The record is from RefSeq and is a predicted model, not a curated record. Lineage: Eukaryota; Metazoa; Chordata; Actinopteri; Salmoniformes; Salmonidae. The transcript is spliced from 6 exons. Gene Ontology annotation, cellular component: plasma membrane. Gene Ontology annotation, biological process: myelination. Bases 123 to 731 code for a protein of 202 amino acids.